CAAAAUCAAAUAAUUUUUGAAGUUCCAACCCAAAACCCCUUCACAUUUGUGGCAAGGUAACUACCAAUACAAUACAUAAAACAGAAUCCCAUUUUGACGCAGUUCUAGGCUUGGCGGUAAUUCAAUUCAACCCGCUAAAAGCAAAAGCCACUCUGUAUGUUACUGUGUCAGACACAAUCGGCAAUAAGGUUUGGAAGCUCCAAUGAAACCCCCCAACCCUCAUCAAACUCAGUCCUAAUCGACUACUCCAUUCUCCUGCCACCCAAUCACAUUGAUUCCGCCUCUCACUCUCUUCCCUGCGUCACACCUUCCCACCUCUUCAGAUUUUUUGUUUACGAGAUUCCUCUCCACCCACCCACCCACCCACCCACAGGUCUGUGUAUGCUUGGUAAUUUAAAUACAAAAACUGGGUUUUACCCUCAAUUCCGGAAACUACUUCUAUGACAUUCACGAAAGUUUAUACUUUUUCUGCUGGGUGAAGCAAGUUAAAAUGGGUCAGAUAUGUUAUAGGUUUAACAUCAACUCACAGAUUGUUUAUUAAAAUAUAUAUUAUAUAUCUGCAGCGAGAAUCGACCUUCCAAGCAUAGUUUCCCGUUUUUUAAUUUUUCCUUUUCCUACUCGACCUUUGUUCUAUCGCGUUUUCAGAUAGAGAAAUGGUGAUUUCUUUUUGAGAUUAUAAAUUUGAUAAAACUGGGUUUUCAGUGUGAAAAGCGGACAGUUGGGGCUUUCAAAUUGAGGAAUUAGGGUUUCGAGCGGAUAAUUUCGCUAGGGUUUUGUUACAGGAAAUUCAGCCAGGUCCAAAUUCUGGUUUAUUUCGGGUGGAUAUUUCUACUUGGCCUUUAUGUGAUUAAAGGUUGUUUGGUGGAAUUCUAGGGUUUUUAAGUGUGGGGGUGGGUUCAAUGGGGAGCACUGGUGAGGCUGGCCAAAAACGGCGUCACUUUAGCUCCAUAUCUCCCACUGCUGUUGCCGCAAAGAAGCAAUCCCUCUUGCCAAUUUCUGAGGAGAAGAAGCUUGAUACUGCAAUUCUGCAAUUUCAGAAUCAAAAGCUUCUACAAAAGUUAGAGGCUCAAAAGGUCGAGUAUUCUGCUCUUGAGGACAAGUUCAUUGAACUGAAGGAGAAACAAAAGUCAUAUGAUUCCACAUUGAAAGUGGUGAAUAAAUGUUGGGAAGCACUAAUUACUGACUUGGAAUCACAUUCCACCAACACAAGAGAGUCUAUCAGACAAGUUGUUGGACGUGCAGCCAAUACAGGUGUCAUAUAUAUAUGUGUUUAUGUAUGUAUAUAUAUAUAUAGAGAGAGAGAGAGACUUGCUUUGCAAUUAUACUUGCUGAGAAGGCUUUUGUGGCACCAUGUAGAUGAGGCUCCUUCUCCUACUGAGGAUGCUUUUCUUAGCCGACUUAUGGAAACAGGUGCAACUGAAAGUUCCUUUUCAGAUAAUCUCGAGCAGAUUAAAGAAGAUCAAGAACAGGCUGCUUCUGAAAAGACUAGGAACAUUUUACACAAUAUAGUAGUUUCCAUUAAUGAUUUAUGGUGCAUGAAGGAAGGACUAUAUGCUGCAGUUCGGAAAGAGCAUCCAGACUAUGGUUCUUGCAGGCAGAAAACAUCUAUAGAACUAGAAUCAGACGUUAAGAAUCUGAGAUUAGCAAUAGGUGAUAUUCAUUUGAAACAUAGAUCUAUGGUGAGAGUAUUGCAGAACCAUAGCGAUAUUGAUGCAAAGAAUAAAGCUGAGCUUAAACGACUAAAAGGUGAAUUGGAGAAUGCAGCAGUGGAACUGAAGGAAACUAAUUGCGAAUUGGCAGCUCUUAAAGCAGAAAGAGAUGCAACAAAAGGGGCCUUUUUUCCUGUCUUAAACCUCGGUAGUAAGCAGGUUGUUGGUGAUAAAGCCAAAGAUAAGCAUAGAGAUCUGCAAGAAAUGGAAUCUGCCCUCAAAGAGCUGAUGGAACAAGCUUCUUCCCGACUAAUCAAAUUAAAAGAGCUUCAUGUAGAAAGGAUAGAGAUAUUGCAGAAGUUGUCAAAUUUGCAGAACUCAUUAAAAAGCACGAAGGGUAUUUCUUCUUCCCCAGUUUACCUUUCGAUGAUAGAUCAACUAGAAAAGUCAAAGUCAGAAGUUCUCCAUUAUCAAGAUUUAUUUGAGAAACUACAGGCUGAGAAAGAUAACUUGGCUUGGAGAGAAAAGGAGUUGACUAUAAAAAAUGAUAUAGCUGAUGUUUUGCGGAGAUUAUUGGCAAUUGCUGAUUCUAAAGCUUCUCAUCUGGAGGCAGAGAUACAACAGAAAUUUGAUGAAAUAAAGGGAAUUAAAGUUAAGCUUGAAGAGGCAUCUAGAGAACCAGGAAGAAAGGAAAUAGUUGCAGAUUUUAAAAGCUUGCUUUCUUCGUUUCCCGAGGCAAUGAGUUCGAUGCAGAGUCAAUUAGGUAAUUACAAAGAGGCUGCUGUGGAUAUUCAUUCUCUUCAGGCUGAUGUGCAAUCUCUUUCCAGUAUUUCUGAUAUGAAGAUGAAAGAGUGUGAAAAUUUAUCCAUCAGAUCUGCCGACCAAGUUGCUGAGAUACAUAAGUUGCAAGCCAUGGUGCAAGAUUUGAAAAAAGGUGAUGCAGAGUUGAAAUUGAUAUUGGAGAUGCAUAGACGUGAAUUGACUGAUUUGAGAGAUGUUUUGGAAGUGAGAGAUUCAGAAUACAAGGCAUGGGCCCGUGUUCAAAGUUUGAAAUCCUGUCUCGAUGAGCAAAAUUUGGAGUUGCGUGUUAAGAAAGCUAAUGAAGCUGAAGCGAUAUCCCAGCAAAGGUUGGCUGCUGCAGAAGCUGAAAUUGCUGACUUGCGACAGAAAUUGGAGGCUUCCAAGAGGAAUAAGGCUAGGCUGUCUGAUACUUUGAAAUCCAAAAAUGAGGAAAAUGAAGCUUACUUAUCUGAAUUAGAGUCAAUUGGACAAGCAUAUGAUGACAUGCAGACGCAAAACCAGCAGUUACUGCUGCAAGUUACGGAGAGAGAUGACUAUAACAUCAAGCUUGUUUUGGAACGUGCGAAGGCAAAGCAGCUGCAAGAUGCUCUCCUCUUGGAGCAGCAUACCAUGGAAAAGGAGAUUCAACAAUCCAGUGCAUCCCUCAACUUCUAUGAGAUGAAAGCUGCAAAAAUUGAGGAUCAGCUGAGGUUCUGGUCAGACCAGGUUCAGAAACUUGAAGAAGAAAAAACUCAAAAGUCAGUUUGGUUAGAAAGUACACAAAAACUAUUGUCAGAUGUGAGAAAAUCAUCUCAUCAAGCAAGGGAGUCACUGGAGGAGUCUCAAUCUAAAAUUGAGAAAAGUCAAGUGGCAUUGGCGGACUUGCAGAUAGAAUUAGAGAAGGAAAGGUUUAGCAAGAAAAGAAUUGAGGAGGAAUUGGAAGUGGCGAGAAGGAAGGUGUCACGGCUUCAAACUGAGAUGGAAGGAUCAUCAACUGUGGAAAGGCUUCAACAAGAACUUAGAGAGUACAAGGAAAUACUGAAGUGUGGUAUCUGUCUUGACAGACCGAAAGAGGUUGUUAUUACAAAAUGCUACCACCUCUUUUGCAAUCCUUGUGUUCAAAAAAAUAUUACUGAAAGUCGUCAGCGCAAGUGUCCAGUGUGUGCUGCUAGCUUUGGUGCUAAUGAUGUUAAACCUAUUUAUAUCUGAGAUUGGAACUCUCAUCAAUGCAAUUUGGCAACACAAGGACACUCACAGGUUCCCAUGUAUUCUUCUUCUAUUAGAGAUUUGUUAGAAAAGAAUCUUGACUUGAACUAGAGGGUUCCUGCUCAUUUUGGUUAGUGCAAAUCCCAACAGGUUUUCUUGUUUGGCUCCAAGUUGUUGAUUUUACUUGGUAAUUUUAUUGUAUUUGCGUUGUUUGCCUGUUCAUUUAAGUGCUUGGAGCCAAUAUUUGCAGACUAGUCACUCAGAAUCGAUCAAAUUCAAUAAUCCAAGGAAUUCUUUUCCCCGCUGAAAUAAUAUGGAGUUUUUAUUUAAAA
This is a messenger RNA of Gossypium arboreum, 3967 nucleotides long. Its product is annotated as E3 ubiquitin-protein ligase BRE1-like 1. The transcript is spliced from 19 exons. The coding region runs from base 900 to 3638 and encodes 912 amino acids. Gene Ontology annotation, molecular function: metal ion binding; ubiquitin protein ligase activity. The record is from RefSeq and is a predicted model, not a curated record. Gene Ontology annotation, cellular component: nucleus; HULC complex. Lineage: Eukaryota; Viridiplantae; Streptophyta; Magnoliopsida; Malvales; Malvaceae.